Molecule: messenger RNA, 846 nt
Organism: Caenorhabditis sp. 36 PRJEB53466
Lineage: Eukaryota; Metazoa; Nematoda; Chromadorea; Rhabditida; Rhabditidae
Source: the annotation of a GenBank genome assembly
AUGCAGGCAACUUUACUACCAACAAUUCUCCUCACAUUUCUGGCGGUUUCCAACGUAAAGACUGUCACGAAACAACGCGGAAUUCGUUUGGAAGACGACUCGUUUCUGCAACUUUUGGAAGUGGAAAUUGCGAGAACUCUGAGGAGCGAACUCACUAGUGACGAUGAGCUACAGAAUCUGGAGGGCAGUGGAGAGCUGGAUGAUUACUUGAAGAAAGGUUUGAUUUUUCCUUUAGGAUAAUUGAAAGUUGAGUUUCAGAAGAAGUAAUCACACCUACAACAACUGUUGCUUCUUCUACAACUGCAACUGAAACGACGCCAACCUCUUCUACCACCACUGCCUCAACGACAACGACAACUCCUCUGUCCACAACUGAAAGAACAACAACAACAAGCACACAGUCAGCGGAAUGUGUUCAAGAGAAACAAUGUUACAAAGAUGUUGAGUGCCCGCAGGUAAGUCUGCAGAUAACUUCUCUCCUUUCUUUGUUUUUUUCGUCGUUGAAACACUCUUGCCAACUAUUCAAUCUUUCAGGGAAAAUGUCUGGGAAGCGAACUUGGAAUCUGUGACUGCAACGCCUGCGUCACUAACAAGCAAUGUAAAAGCGACGAGGACUGCGGGGGACUUCGUUCCGCCUGUGACUCUUCCGGAUUCUGCGACUGUGUGAAAGCGUUUCACUCGCAUGGCUUCCAACUUUUCGUCAAAGUUCUGCUGACGUUCUGCCAUCAAACCAAGUGCGGCCCAGCCUCGGACAACUGUUACGGACUACCCUGUCGCGUUGGAAAAUGUAUUUGUGAGCCGGGAACCAAUUCAAAUCUGCCCGUUCAUUAUUUCACUACAGGAUAG